This is a messenger RNA of Haemorhous mexicanus (house finch), 1580 nucleotides long. RefSeq names its product coiled-coil domain containing 107 (gene CCDC107). Gene Ontology annotation, biological process: synaptic transmission, cholinergic; protein localization to cell surface. Lineage: Eukaryota; Metazoa; Chordata; Aves; Passeriformes; Fringillidae. The transcript is spliced from 6 exons. Gene Ontology annotation, cellular component: neuronal cell body; neuron projection; intracellular membrane-bounded organelle. The coding region runs from base 389 to 1189 and encodes 266 amino acids. The record is from RefSeq and is a predicted model, not a curated record.
UCGGGCGGGCUCGACGGGAACCCCAGGAUCCGGUUGGGAUGUGCCCUCGUCCGGCGGGAGGCUCCGGGUGUAGGCGGGCUGUGGACGGAGAGGCCUGGUCAGACCGCUUCGAGCUGGCCUGUGUGCGCCUGAGACACCCCCACCUCCUGCGGUGUUUUGCUGUUCAGGUUCGCCGGUGCUUUGGGCUUUGUCUGCGUUGUCUUACCGAAACUGCUCUUAAGGGCAGGAAGCGCCCGGUAAUUGGAAGUGUGGAACGGUGUGACGAGCAAUGCCCGCAGGGGCACCAUCGAACAAAUGAGCCGAGAGGUGUCACAGGGAACAAUCAAUUGCAAUAAGGAAGCCGAGUGUUGCUGUUACGCCCAGAAUCAUACAAAGGCUGUCCGGCAGUAUGUUAAAAAAGAGUCCAAGAUGCCUGUUUAGAAAAGGUAAUCCUCAGACAGUUUAUCAAGUUCACCGGAAUCCAGGAAAUUCUGACAGUAAUACUUAUCAGAGUUUUCAGCAGAUGAGAAAUGCAAUGGAGAAAGAGAUAAAAAGCGAGAGAACGAGAGGAAACGGUCGAGAGUUAGCAUUCACCCUCAUGCCACUGUAUGCUCUUGGAGUGGGAAUGUUUGCAGCAUACAAACUUCUUAAGAUGAAGUCACAUGAGGAAAAUCACUCCAAAAAGGAAAAAAGUACAGAAGACAAGGCAAAGGAAACAGAGCAUCAGCUUUUAGAACUGGAGCAACAUCUUGCACAGACAGAGAAAAUGUUAAAUUCUUUAUUGACUCAGUUGGAUCCACUUUCAAACUGUGUCAAUGCUUUAGCUUGUGAGCAGAAAGAUGAAAUAAUGACACAGCUCCAAUCAAUUAGACGACUGAUGAAAGAAAGUGGAUUGGAUAAAUCAGAAAACAAGAUGAAAGAUCUUGGACACAUUUGUGAUGAGAAACUUGAAGAUCUCAUUCAGUCAUUUGCCGAACAUUCUCAAGAGAAAGAAAUGGACAACAGAGAAGAUGACUGUAAUGAAGAGCUGCUUGAGGAUAUCGAUAAUGAUUACAAAAUAGAAGAGCACGAAUUACACGGUGAAUGUGAAAUACAUCAGUUGGAGCCAGAUGUUGUAGAAGAUGAAGAAAUGAUAAGCAAAGAUACCAUUGAAUCAGAAGAGAUGGGACUGAGGAGACGCAGUAGAUAUGAAUGGAAUCUGCAUAUGUAAAACUUCCAAAAGCUUAUGAAUUCUUUUUAUAAUGUUGUAUGCACUUUAAACUGAAAUGAAGUUAUGUGCACUGCUAUAUGCUUUAAAAAGAGGGGUGAAAUACUGCCUUUGCUCGUAUCUAUGACAAUUCUGUAACUGACUUCAGUGGCAGCAGAAUUUUACUCAGGAUGUUUACAUAUUUUUUCUAUUUAUUUUUCCCUAUAAAAAUAUUUCUGUACUCUGUAUAUAAUGCACUGUAAUUAUAUCUGAUGCUUCACUAAAAUAUUAGAAUAUCUUCUAAUUGAGACUAUAAUGAAUAGAUGUUUCAUAAAUGUUUUGUAACUAGAAAGCAUUAUACCACUUGAACUGUGACUUUCUUGAGUUCAUUAAAGAGCAUGCACUGAUGAAUUCA